Messenger RNA from Carassius gibelio (silver crucian carp), 555 nucleotides. Its product is annotated as cytokine-like protein 1. Gene Ontology annotation, biological process: positive regulation of transcription by RNA polymerase II. Bases 16 to 423 code for a protein of 135 amino acids. The record is from RefSeq and is a predicted model, not a curated record. Lineage: Eukaryota; Metazoa; Chordata; Actinopteri; Cypriniformes; Cyprinidae. The transcript is spliced from 4 exons.
CAGACAGUAGACAGCAUGCUCGCUCCCACACUGCUUGUGCUGCUUGGGCUGACGGUGACGGGGCUCAGGGCUCAACCGUACCCCAUCCCACCCACCUGUUACUCCAAAGUGCUGGCCAUGGGGAUGGAGAUCACCCAGACAGCGGCCCAGAUCAAAACUGACUACGACACUUACAGAUGCACAGCGCACCUGCCCAACCUCUACAUCGACGUUCACAACGCUUGUGUGAUGCCCACUAUGAUCUCGUAUAUGACUCUGCUGGACGAACUGAGAGCACGGAGAUGUUCGUACACCACGAAAGUGAAGAAUCUAAGGGAUACGAUCAGACAACUCUAUAUCUUCAUGUCACAGAAAUGUCACGGGGACUUGGUUUUUACUCGUGAUAACUGUGGAGCAUUGCACCGCAGAGGAUGGAGAGGCUGAGAUCACUUCAGACAUCACUUUAGUUUAGAUCAUAAAGAACCCAUUACUCCUGUUCAACAUAUGCAAUUUUUUUCCUGUGUGUAAUAUUGAUGUGUUUUCUGAUUUCUAAUAAAUAGCCACAUAUUACCACUA